AUGGUAAAAUGGGAUCACAGGUCAUUUAAAAACGCUUUCGAUAUCCAGGACAUCGAAAAGAAAAUAUCAACAUCAUUAAAGAUAGCUUCCUUAGUUGAAAAGGAAAGUAUUCGUAUUUCGGCUCCUCAGCGAGAACCUGAGAGAUAUGCGUCGUCAAAUGAUCUUCAUCAUUUAUUAAAUGGGGGAAGAGUUGCACCAAAAUAUAACACACUGCUUCCGGUUGGUUAUGCACAAACACAAAUAAUAAGUUCUUAUGAUGCAAAUGCAGAUCACUCUUCCCGCGAAUCUCAUUCAACAUCAUAUGAGAGAAAACUUCCUGCUGCUCUGAACGAAGUUCUCAUUGCUUAUAAAAUUCAUGAAAUAAUUAAUAAUUUGUCGAAAUUUAAAAAAAGUGCUUCAAGUGUUAACCAUAGCUAUAACUCGAAGGUUGUUGCUUCACCCCACAGCCUUCAUAGUCAAAGUAAUCCAGAAGUGUAUGAGUGGAAUUUUCAUAAAGUAGUUGCUCCGCAAAUUGGCGUGAAUGAAGACCUCGCAGAGAAAAAAUUAUUUGAAGUUAUACUGGAUUUAAUAAAGCUUAAAUUGCGUUCUGGAGUCACCGAUUUGGAGGCAGAUGGUGUGAAACAUAUACUUCAUCAUAUUGUUGAUGAGUAUGCAAAUGCAAAUGAAUCAGAUGGCACCAUUGACGAUGAUAAACCCGGAUGCUCUCGAUGGUUCCAUCCUAAAUAG
This is a messenger RNA of Teleopsis dalmanni, 726 nucleotides long. RefSeq lists its product as uncharacterized. Lineage: Eukaryota; Metazoa; Arthropoda; Insecta; Diptera; Diopsidae. Bases 1 to 726 code for a protein of 241 amino acids. The transcript is spliced from 4 exons. The record is from RefSeq and is a predicted model, not a curated record.